This is a messenger RNA of Eucalyptus grandis, 579 nucleotides long. Its product is annotated as germin-like protein subfamily 3 member 3. Gene Ontology annotation, cellular component: cell wall. Bases 1 to 579 code for a protein of 192 amino acids. NCBI's taxonomy places the organism in Eukaryota, Viridiplantae, Streptophyta, Magnoliopsida, Myrtales, Myrtaceae. The transcript has 2 exons. The record is from RefSeq and is a predicted model, not a curated record. Gene Ontology annotation, molecular function: manganese ion binding.
AUGGCAAUCGCCUGCAAAACAGCAGACAUCUCGGCCCCCGAGGGCCCCGCGGGCUACUCCUGCAAGGAGGUCUCAGCAGUUACCGUGAAUGACUUUGUCUUCUCAGGCCUCGGCGUGGCUGGGAACACCUCUAACCUCAUCAAGGCUGCGGUGACCACGGCAUUUGUAAACCAGUUCCCUGGCCUGAAUGGGCUCGGCAUCUCCCUGGCCCGCUUGGACAUAGCCCCUGGUGGGGUCAUUCCAUUGCACACGCACCCAGGUGGCUCGGAGGUCCUCCUUGUCCUUCAAGGGUCGAUUUGUGCCAGGUUCAUUUCAUCAUCAGCGAACACCGUCUACUUGAAGACCCUCAACAAAGGGGAUAGCAUGAUUUUCCCUCAGGGGCUAUUGCACUUCCAAUUGAAUGCUGGUAAAGGUGCAGCACUUGCCGUAGUCAGCUUCAGCAGUCCGAGCCCUGGGCUUCAAAUCUUGGACUUUGCUCUGUUCACUAAUAAUUUUCCUUCUGAGUUGGUGGAGGCCACCACUUUCCUUGAUGAUGCUCAGGUCAAGAAGCUCAAGGGCAUUCUUGGUGGCACUGGCUAA